UUUUAACCAGAAGCGACCGUAGCCUUAUGCUUUUCCUUCUCUGAAAAUUCAGUUUCUAUUUCUCCGCUCGUUGUUUAUAUAUUUAUAUCUCUACUUUUCUCCUCCUUCUGUUCUUCAAUCUUCACCUGUUAUUUCUUUUUCUUUUAUAAUUUUUUUCCAGUUUAUUUUUAUCUUGUUCUUUUCCUGUUUGAUUUUUGCUUCUUGCAGGUCUUCAAAGAUAUUGACAAAGGAAAAAAAGGAAAACCCAAAUGGGAAAAUCCUCUUCUAGUAAAAAGAAACGAUCAAAAUAUCCAUCUCGGGGUCGCACAAAGAAGAGAAGUAAGACCAAAAGUAGAUCAAAAAAGCUCAGGCGCCGUAGUUAUUCAGUUGGUUAUUCUAGCGACAAUUCAAGAAGUUCAUUAUCUGUUUCCUCCAGUUCUGAGGAUAAUAACAGAAGUAGAAGGUCUCGAUCUCACACUCAUAAGGAUGUUAAGGGGACUAAAAGAAGGGCUUGUUCACCCUCCUCUAGCAGUGAGGAGUCUCAUCGCGUGAGAAAGCAAAAAGGGUCAAGGAGGAAUGAUGAUUACGAAGUGAGGAAGAAAAGUCUUAGGAAAAAGAGAAGGAAGAAGGCUCUGAAAGAUGCAAGUAUCAGUCCUAGGAGUAGUGGGUCAUUGAGUUGUUCAACUUGUUGGAGUUCAAGUAGCAGUAGUGAUGAGAGUGAACAUGAAGGUCACAGGGGCAGGUCUCAAAGAAGAGAUAACAAUGUAAGAAAAAUGAAGAAUGUUAAAGUUGGAACUAAGAAGAGGAGAUAUAGGUCAAGAAGUUGUUCUUCUUGUAGUAGACAGAACGGAAGUAGGGAUUGCCGGAGUGAGGAGAAAAUAAGUAAUGGGAACAUUUCAAAGCGACUGAAAUCAAUUAUUACUCUUAAGGAGGAGGAUAAAGAGACAACAGAAUUGGAUAGGGAUGAGCAUAAAGAAGAGAUGAUAUAUGAUCAUGAUGAUUACCCAUCUAGCAGAAGCAAUGAUAGUAAUGAAGGGGGAAAUAAGAAUGUGUCAGCUCAUCGAUCACAUGUUUCAUUUGACAAGGAAAGGUCUAUAGAGAUUGAGAAAAGAGAAGAUGCUUUUAUUUGUGACACUAAAACCACCAAAGCCUCAGACAGUUGCAAGGACAGGGAUGAAAAAUAUAGGAGAAGUGAAACUGCUUGUGAUGGGGUUGGGACAAAUUGUGUUAUAGAGGAAAAGAAUAAUGAGAUAUCUGAGGCUGCCGGUGAUGUGAAUGAUGAUCAUUUGGAGUCCAUUUUACGACAAAAAGCUUUGGAAAAUCUGAGAAGGUUCCGUGGAGGAUUUCAGACAAAUGCAAAAUAUGCUAUUAAUGACAAAGAUCCAAAUGAUGGCACUUUGAAGUCAUCAUCCAUCACGAGGGCUGAAUUGAGACAAACGGAGUCCUCCAAGGAUGAUGGUGCUCAAGGAGUAAAUGGAAAUACUGCCCAUUCUUGGCAAAAAAGCAAAAAGCUUCUUGAUGGAAAGAAUAGUGGCAAUGGGUCUUUUUCUGCUAAGAACGUUGAUCAGCUACCCAACCAAAUUGCUGUUUCUGACAGGGAAAAGGUUAAUCUGACUCUUGUCUCUGGUAUCAACAAACCAAGGUUGGUUACGUCAGCGUUGAAGCAAGCAUUAUCAAAUUCUGCAGCCACUCAGAUGGAAUUGCCUGCUUCACAUGUAUCUGUUAAGGCAAAACUUGUGACUGAGAAUAGUGUGGACGAGCAUAAGGCAAUCUCUCUAAGUAGCGAUAGCAAUGGUGAAAAACUUAACAAUACUUCUGGUUCUGUUUCUACUGAUUUUUCAUCAAGGGCCUCUGCGGGAGGAAAUGGUAGCAUGGAUGGAUUGGACGAUGAAGGUAAGGAGGGUUCAAAUUUUGAAAAGGACACCCCAAGGACAGUAUGCUCCAUGGCACCGCUGAUCAGCAAUACUGAUGGUGACAUAGCUACUGAUGCCUCUGCUUCUACUUGUUCUGUGCCUUCUUCUAGACUCACAUCAGUGGGAAGAGAUUUGAGCUUGAAUAAAGAGCAUGAUGACGGUAAGGAGAGUUCACAACUGGAACAGAAGACAAUGUCUGUGAUGCGGGGCGGGGAAAUAGUGCAGGUGAGCUACAAGGUCUAUAUCCCUAAAAAGGCACCAGCUUUGGCUAGGAGGCAACUCAAGCGGUGAUGUUUAUGGUGAUAUAUGGAAGAUAAACUUUAUUUGCGUUUUUUAAAGAACUACAUAAUACCUAACAUAAGAAAUGGGAUAUGAAUUUCGAUGGAAAUGCUUUGGGAGUUUCAUUUCAUACAGCACCUGCACUAGUUAAAGGUGAAAUGACAUCGAAAUGAUUUGUUCCCGUGGCGCAUUAACUUUAUAAAUUGUUAUAUUUUGUGUAGAGGACCUCUCCAUAGCUACAAAAACCAAUUAAGACGAUCUUGUUUCCAUUUUACCUAUAAUAGCAGUACGGAACGUUAUGCAA
Molecule: messenger RNA, 2475 nt
Organism: Jatropha curcas
Lineage: Eukaryota; Viridiplantae; Streptophyta; Magnoliopsida; Malpighiales; Euphorbiaceae
Product: transcriptional regulator ATRX-like protein
Source: RefSeq, a predicted model, not a curated record